Cicer arietinum (chickpea) is the source of this 2511-nucleotide messenger RNA. Its product is annotated as AT-rich interactive domain-containing protein 1. Lineage: Eukaryota; Viridiplantae; Streptophyta; Magnoliopsida; Fabales; Fabaceae. The record is from RefSeq and is a predicted model, not a curated record. Gene Ontology annotation, molecular function: DNA binding.
AACCCUAAUAAAUCCCCAUUUUCUUUUACUUUUUACAAAAUGAUUCUCUUCAAAAUUCCACCAAAACAAAUUGAAAGAUAAAAAAACUAAAGAGAGAGAGAGAGAGAGAGAAAAAGUAAAUAAAUAAGAAUUUAGUUUUAGACACAUAGGUAACAAACCAAGGUCAAGGAGGUCACAACACAAAGUUUCAUUUUCAUUUUUCAUUUUUCAAUUUUCAAUUUCACAAGUCACCUAAGGGGUCCAUCUAUUUUCCUCUCUAAAAAAACUGGGUUGUAGCUGUUUUACGAUGUUGUGGUAAAAGAUAGCGUUUUUUUGUUCAAGUGUAGUUAUAUACGACAUUGCUUUGUGUCGUUUUGAAGUUUUCAUUGCUGUGUUAAAGAAUGCUUGGUGAUGGAAGAAAAGUUGAUUUGUAUAAGCUGUUAAAUGUGGUUAAGGGGAAAGGUGGGUAUGAGGCUGUUUGCAAUGGAGAGUUGUGGGAUUUGGUUGGGGAAGAAUGUGGGUUGGGUGUGCAUGUUGGGUCGUCUUUGAAACAGGUUUAUAGUAAGUAUAAGAGUGUUUUGGAUGCUUGUAUGAAGAAAGUUAGUGACGGUAAGGUAUCUGAUGAGUGUGGUUUGAUGGAGUUGGAAGCCGAAGUGAAAGGGUUGUUGUCGAAUCAGAUUGAGAAUGUGGUGGCUGGGGAGGAAGUUAAGGGUGGAGUUGAUGGUGGUAAUGAGGUUAAGAAUUUGAAUUUGGAGUCUACUGAGGAGAAAGAAGUGAAAGGUCACAAUGGAGGUUCUCGUGGUUUGGAAGUGACAAACCCGGGGAUGAUUGAUGAAUCCGAUGUUGGAAAAUUGUGCGAGGGUAAUGAUGGAAUGGAAGUAGUUGAAGAGGUUGAUGGAGGAAAAAUUUCUAUUGAGCCGACGGUGGAUGCUUCUGAUGUGGUGAAGAGUGGUGAGUCGUCUGGAUUAUUGAAUGUUGUAGGUGAGAAUCGUGAUGAUGGUACUGGUGGUAAUAGUGUCUCGGUAUUGGAUUCGUCUAGUGGUGAUGGAGGGAGUUCUGGUUUUAAGAGAAAGAGAGAAUCUUUGUUUGAUUUGCUGAGUUGGGUUACUGACGCUGCGAAAAACCCUUGUGAUCCUGCAAUUGGUUACAUGCCUGACAAGUCGAAGUGGAAGUCUAACAGUAGUCAGGAGGCUUGGAAGCGGGUUUUGUUGUUUCGAGUGGCUGUGUUUCACAAAAAAGAGUCGAGCAUUGAACAGCAUAAUUGGCAGAGUCAGAAGAUGCACCCUAGCAUGUAUGAUGAUCCUAUUCAGACAACCUACAAUCUUAGAGAAAGGUUGAAACGCGGCAAGAAGCUAUUAUAUGGAACACAUUCACCAACUUCACGAAGCUCGUCAAAUUCAUCUAUAGGAGCUGAAGGAGAUUUGGACAGAACACCAAGUCCUCGUACCAAUGAUCGCGCUGAGAAUCAGUUGCUUGAUGCCCCGCGUGCACCUUCUGGUUCUGUUAGGUAUCCAUUGAGGCAUACCCGUGCGGGGCGAUGUUAUCAAGCUGCAUUGCCAGAGUGGACUGGCAUGACUUCUGAAAGUGAUCCUAAGUGGUUCGGAACCCAAGUAUGGCCAUCGGAAAUGGGGAAAUCCAGAUUUCUUAUCGAAAGGGAUCCGAUAGGAAAGGGAAGAGAAGAUUCUUGUGGCUGCUCAGUGCCGGGUUCUGUUGAGUGUGUCAGAUUCCACAUUUCUGAGAAAAAGGCCAAGGUUAAGCUUGAGUUAGGUGUGGCUUUUUACAAAUGGAAUCUCGACAAGGUCGGUGAAGAUGUUAGGCAUUCUUGGACCGAUGAAGAAGAGAAAAAUUUCAGGGAAGUGAUACAGGCGAACCCUCCAUCAUCUGAGAGAUAUUUCUGGGAUCAUAUUUUUCAGGCAUUUCCUAUGAAGAGCAGGGCAGCUUUAGUUAGCUACUACUUCAAUGUCUAUCUUUUGCAACUUCGAGCAUACCAGAAUCGGUAUACACCUGAUAAAAUUGAUAGUGAUGACGAGGAAUCAGAAUGUGCAAUAAGGGACGUUUUCGGACAUCAGACCCAGAGUUCGCGUGGCUCCAUCUUAUUGACCCGCAGUAAGUCACAGUCAAAGAGAAAACAGCCAAAGUGAAUAUUCAUCAACAUAGGGCUUGGCCGAGAAUUCAUAUUUUUUUGAUAUAUUUGUGCUUCUUCCUUCACAUGCAUUUUUCACUAUCAAUGAAUUUUGCUGUCCUUUUUUAGAAUAUACAUCAUAGCUUUUAAAGGGUUAAAAAUUGGAAUUUGAAAGGUUGGUUUGUUUUUUUGGUAAAUUCAAGAAAGAUGGUGUUUUGAACAGUUUAGGUGUUGGAGAUUUUAGCCUACAAACAUAUGCUUCAGAUUUUGAGGUGUAAUUUUUGUCUGGCUACAGUGAUAUAUAGGAAUACAGUGACAUUUUAUUGUAGAGGGUCAUAUGAACAAAUUCAUCACAGUGUAAUUCAAAUUGCAGCUUUUCAUUUGAUAUUUCUUUCUUUGAAUGUGGUUUA